Messenger RNA from Scutellospora calospora, 536 nucleotides. The record is from the annotation of a GenBank genome assembly. Lineage: Eukaryota; Fungi; Glomeromycota; Glomeromycetes; Diversisporales; Gigasporaceae.
AUGAAAAGAAAAAGACCCAAACAACAUCGCUUAACAGUGUAUAUAGAAGUUUUGAAGGAAAAGUCUAAUGAUUAUAACCAUUUCGCUAUUUGUUUAGCAUGCAAAGAAGCUGAAGGGUUUGACUAUGCAUAUUCACAUAAGUUUAUUAAUACAAAACGGCUUGUUAAAACACACUUAAAAAAUUGUAAAUACUUUAAAAAUCAAAAAGGAGAGCAUGAGGUUACAAAAAUUAUAAAUGAUACCAAUAUUAGUAGUGAUGAAUCCGAUAGUCAAACUUCUAAUAAAGAUAAUACUGAAAUCGAACAAGAGCAACAAGGACCAUUAGAUCCCUAUAUUGUACGUAGAUUUUCAAAAGCAAGAAAGUCUAAAUUUAAUUAUUUACUUUUAAAAAUGACAGUUUCUAAUAGAUGGAGUUUUCGAUGGGUUGAAAAUCCAGAUUCAUUAGCUCCAUUUCAAUAUAUUAAUCCAAAAAUUACUCUUCCUGGUCGCAAACAAUUAAGUGGAAAAAUUUUAAAUGAGGCUGUUACUGAAUUUAU